Anneissia japonica is the source of this 524-nucleotide messenger RNA. Its product is annotated as probable cytosolic iron-sulfur protein assembly protein CIAO1 homolog. The record is from RefSeq and is a predicted model, not a curated record. Gene Ontology annotation, molecular function: protein binding. Gene Ontology annotation, cellular component: cytosolic [4Fe-4S] assembly targeting complex. Gene Ontology annotation, biological process: iron-sulfur cluster assembly. Lineage: Eukaryota; Metazoa; Echinodermata; Crinoidea; Comatulida; Comatulidae.
CUGCUAGCAUCAGCCAGUUAUGAUAACACAAUAAAAAUAUUUGUAGAAGAUAAUGAUGAUUGGAGUUGUAUAUCAACGCUUGAGGGGCAUGAGUCUACUGUCUGGAGCAUUUCAUUUGAUGCAUCUGGUGAAAGGUUAGCCUCAUGUAGCGAUGACAGAACAGUCAAGAUCUGGAGGCAAUAUGAACCAAACAAUCAACAAGGAAUUCUGACUGAUGGAAAUUACCCAGCUUGGAAAUGUGUAUGUACUUUAUCCGGUUACCAUUCCAGACCAAUCUACUCUAUUCAUUGGUGCAAUUUAACAGGUCUUUUAGCAACAGCAUCAGGCGAUGAUUGUAUCAGAGUCUUCAAGGAGGACACUAGCAUACAAGACACUAUCAACGUGCCCGCAUUCCAAUUAGUCGCAUCACAAAGCAAAAGUCAUCAAGAGGAUGUAAAUGGCGUAGCUUGGAAUCCAAAAGAUGCUGGACUCUUGGCCACCUGUAGUGAUGAUUAUGAAAUUAAACUGUGGAGGUACUCUGAUGG